AUGAAGCUGCCGUGGACAUUCUUCUUAGCUUCAUCUCUAUUGUUCAGACAAGCUGCUAGUCAGGAUCCGUUGGGCGGCCUGUCAGGAAGUCAUACUGACAUUCCACGAUGGUGUGGGAAACCUUACGAACUUGGGUCGCCAGCUUUUGACCCAGGUGGCAGACUACAACCUCCAGCUAUGACAAAAGAACCUCUUCUCGAUAUCAGGAUCACACCGCGCUACAACAUAUACGACAGCAAUGAGGUCUCCGGGCAAUUUGUCGUUGAUGUGUCCACUUCAUAUGUCCGCGGCGAGGUCAUGGUUGAAUCUUGGAAAGAUGACCUAGCGCGGUCUCAGCCCACGUCCUGGUCAUUCGAAAUCGUGACAGAAGACGCCAGCCUACCUCUGGCAUCCGGAAACCUGUUCCUCAACACUACGGCCAAACUACUGCGUUUCAGCCUGAACAGACUGGAACCCCGAUUGGAGCCUUACAUCAUUCAACUCAAUCUGCAAGUUUCCAAGGAGUACGGUAGCAACCAGACCUAUGCGGCGUCCACUGAGUUUUACUACCUUCCGGCCAAGAACAGCGGCAGCACUGUCAAGAUUGACAACCUCUAUGGUGGCAUGCUUGUUGCCAAUAAUGCCACGCAGUAUGCUUUCCGACCACUUCUGCCCUUUGGAUUCUAUGCUUCCUGCGAUGGCUAUCUCAAGGACAGUCCGUCAAACGUAUCGGCUUACAAAGACCUCGGAUUCAAUGCACUCAACCCGGUCUGUGCGUACACUGACGGUGACCUCGACCCCCUCUUCGACACUCUGGAUGCCGCAGAUUUAUGGUACCAAUACGACAUGCGCAAUUCCUAUCUGAAUCUCUCUUCUGUUGAGGAACAGAUACCUCGUGUCAAAGAUCGGUCAAAUCUGCUCAGUUGGUACACUGCAGACGAACCUGAUGGUUGGCAAUACAACCUCUCAUCCACCAAGCGAGCCCACGACUUGCUCAAGAAAGCUGACCCGUAUCAUCCCACAAGUCUCGUGCUCAAUUGUGACAACUACUACUUUGACGAAUACAGCUCUGGCGCCGACUACGUGAUGCAGGAUGCCUAUCCGGUGGGCAUCAACACGACGUACAGCCGAAAGUUCAACACUACUGUCAAUUCGACCUACGGGGACGCUGGCUGUGAUAAUUGCGAGGGUAUGCUUCGGGAUGUCAGCAAUCGUUUAGACGUGUAUACCCAAUACUUGGACUGGUUGGGAGACCCGAGGAAGCCUCUUUGGUCCGUCCUCCAGGCAUUCUCCGGGGACUUCUACUGGGAAAGGGAGCCCACACCGGCGGAAACUUGGGUCAUGAUUGUGUUGAGCUUGAGCCAUCGAGCAAAGGGCGUCAUGAGCUGGCUGUUUCCAAGCUCGCCCAAUCUAAAUGAUGCUCAUGGAUCGCUUGCGAAAGCCGUUACUGCUCCGGGAGUUAGCAAGUAUCUACUUGGAGGACAGCCGACCAGUGUGAACGUCACUAAUCAUCCUUUACUGGAUGUCGCGUACUGGCAGAUUGGCGGUCGCGCCCUGGUCGCAAUGGCGAAUCUGGACUAUAGCCGAACGAGCAAUCCCAUCACGAUCGAACUACCUUUUGCAGCAAAAGCUGUAGCUGGGCAGCCCUGGGGUUCACUUUCGUGGAGCCUGAGUGACGACAAUAAAUUGGGUACAUAUGGGCUUGAUGGCCUGGCCACGAGUAUUCUGAUCCUCGACACUUGA
This is a messenger RNA of Ramularia collo-cygni, 1722 nucleotides long. RefSeq lists its product as uncharacterized. The transcript has 2 exons. NCBI's taxonomy places the organism in Eukaryota, Fungi, Ascomycota, Dothideomycetes, Mycosphaerellales, Mycosphaerellaceae. The record is from RefSeq and is a predicted model, not a curated record. The coding region runs from base 1 to 1722 and encodes 573 amino acids.